AUGCAUCGCUUAUUCAUAGGCUCUGUCAUCACUCUUUCUCUAUUUCUCACCACUACAGCCCUUUAUUAUGGACCGGUCAACCACGGCCACUGGAAUGAACUCCGAGACACCCUAAAUACAUCACACAAGCAGAAGACAGAGCCUCCCUUUGUCAUCGAUACCUUCCAGAACCCAAUCCACAAUGACCUGGGAUUUUGGCACGGCUCUGGCGAGAAUCUCUCAGUGCAACAUGGACCGGGGUUCAUCCGUCUGCUCCCAAAAGACCCAGACCAGAACUUCCACACUCAGUUCGAUUCCAACACUUGCUACAGCCUUAUGCCAUGGUACAAUGAUCUCCUACAUGUCGUCUUCGAAGGCACAGAUAAAUUCAGCGUCUCAUUGAACCAACACAAUGACGAAUGCAAUCCACACCGCAGUCCCUUCCCCAGCGUCGCGGAUUCAGUCCAAGCAGAGCGAUACGUAGUACGCCCAGACGCUGAGGAGUCGCGCGAUGAUGAUUGGGACUAUGAAGAUGAUGACUACGAUGAAGAUGAUGAUAUGGAUAUGGUUACUCCGAGGGACACUUAUGGCAAGCUUGGGAGACAUUGUCAGAACGGUCGACGACCCAAGCAUGCCAAAGGUAGUGCCAAAGGUAGUGCCAAAAUUCCACUGGGCCACCGUGACCUCUAUAUUCCCCUCACUCACUUCGAGAUCGAUUUCAAUCGGGUUGUCUCUGUUUCUUUCCAUGGCUUCUAUACCGAAGAACCCAUGACGCUACAUCGGGUUGAGAUCGUUUCUGCUGUCCCAGUGCCAUCGCCAGAGAAUGGUCAUUUUCGUUUGCCUGGAAAGCUGCCAAGUGGUAGGAUGGAAUCACUUCCCACCGUUGGUCAAAUUGAUGACGAGAUUAUCCAGAUGAUACAGGUAUUCAAAGACCAACUGGGUAUUGAGUCUUCAUACUUCCGACCACCGUUCGGCACAGUAGCAGCACGCCUACGCCAGCAACUCUCUCGACACAUUGCAAACCCCUACAUCGUGAAUUGGAGCGUGGACGUCGAGGAUUGGCUCUGGGCCAAUACAUCCUCACCAGAGAAACAACUGGAUGCAUUCUACCGCGGUGUGGCAAAAGGUGGAAACCUCGCUGUGAUGCACUACCUUAACCCGACUACAAUUGGGUAUCUCCCGCAGUUCAUUCGGCAUGUGAAGAGCGCUGGGUAUCACAUCAUGCGCAUUGACCAGUGUUUGGAGGAUGCGUCCGCUCCGGCACUGUGA
Penicillium arizonense is the source of this 1248-nucleotide messenger RNA. Its product is annotated as polysaccharide deacetylase family protein. The transcript has 3 exons. Gene Ontology annotation, biological process: carbohydrate metabolic process. Gene Ontology annotation, cellular component: membrane. The coding region runs from base 1 to 1248 and encodes 415 amino acids. Gene Ontology annotation, molecular function: chitin deacetylase activity. NCBI's taxonomy places the organism in Eukaryota, Fungi, Ascomycota, Eurotiomycetes, Eurotiales, Aspergillaceae. The record is from RefSeq and is a predicted model, not a curated record.